GCACGGAGAGGAUGCGGCGUGCCUGGCGCACGCGCACUAGGCUCCGUUUUGAACGGAACAGAAACAAAACCAAGUGAAGCGGCCCUUCAGGAAACGUAUUAGGGCUCACGCGAACGGAGAGACGGCGCAUGCGCCAGUUUCCGUACAGGCAAGCGGUCAAUCAAGGGUGGUCGAGACCCCUCCCUUUCCCCUCCUUUAAUCCCGAGCAGCUCCGCUUCUAUUGCGGUUGGAUUUGUAAUCCCUUAUCUCUGGGUGUGGCAGCGGACUCGAUUCGUCAAACUUCGGUUCCCGCGAGUGCUUUUCUUGGGCGGUCGGGGGACGUGGAAGAGUCCACGACGGUGUGAAGGUAGCCGAUGUACCGCCAGAGGAGUUCUUCCGCGGGCGCCCAACCCUCCGCUGGAGAAAAUGACCAAGAGAUGUAUGAAUGUCCAAUGUGUCACCUUGUUUGUACUGACUAUCCCGUUCUACAAGAACAUGUUGAAUUACACUUGGAGGAAUCCAGUUUUCUAGAAGGAAGAGACUUGCAUGAUCUAGAAUUGGCUCAGCAUAUCCAGAAUGAGGAAGUGAGGCAGCGAAGAGAAGCUUCAAGACGAGAGAGAGAAGAUUUUCAGAAGCUGCAAAGGCAAUAUGGCCUGGAUGGUUCUGGUGGGUACAAGCAGCAGUCAUUGAAGAACAUGGAAAAGGAAGUAGCUCGGGGAAGAAUGCAGCCUUCCGAGUAUCAUAAGAGAAAAGCUGACAUGAUGGAAUCUUUGGCUUUUGGCAUUGAUGAUGGAAAGACACGGACUUCAGGCAUUACUGAAGUGCUCAGCCAUUACUAUCGAAGUGAAUCUAAAGACAUAAAGCGAGUCUGGCUUUCUAUGGGAGUGGAUCACUACUAUUGUUCUUUUGGAGACAAAGGCUGGGGUUGUGGUUAUAGGAAUUUUCAGAUGCUGCUUUCUUCUCUCCUGAGAAACAGCACCUACCAAGACUGCUUGAAAGAUCUUCGAUCAGUUCCUUGUAUUCCAAAAAUUCAGUCGCUGAUUGAAAAUUCCUGGAAAGAAGGUUUUGAUCCCCAAGGAGCUUCUCACUUCAACAGCAGAUUACAGGGCACGAAGGCAUGGAUAGGAGCGUGUGAAAUUUAUUCACUUUUAACUUCUCUCAGGCUAAAGUGUCAAAUCAUUGAUUUUCACCAGCCAACUGGCCCAUCAGAAACACAUCCUCGUUUGUUUGAGUGGGUGCUGAAUUACUACAAUUCAGACAAGGGAAACAGUGCAAAAGUGGUUUGUACCUCCAAGCCUCCGAUCUAUCUUCAACACCAAGGCCAUAGUCGCACUGUUCUUGGAAUAGAAGAAAGGAAGAACAAAACCUUUGCUCUGCUAAUAUUUGAUCCAGGCUGCCCCUCACAAGAAAUGCAAAAACUCUCAAAAGAUGUUGAUGGUAACACUUUGAGGCUGGUUCGGAGAUUUGCGGGUGGCUUAAGACAUAAACAGUACCAAGUGGUGGCCAUAGAUGGUGUGCUGUCAGCAGAGGAAAAACUCGCCCGUCUUCAGGCUUCUCAGCUCUUUGUAGCUCAGAGGAUUCCUUGAAGGAUGGAUUACUGCAACUUUUUUUAAAAGGAAAGAUUUCUGGUGCAUUCACACCAGAAAUAGGU
This is a messenger RNA of Gekko japonicus, 1630 nucleotides long. RefSeq names its product zinc finger with UFM1-specific peptidase domain protein-like. NCBI's taxonomy places the organism in Eukaryota, Metazoa, Chordata, Lepidosauria, Squamata, Gekkonidae. The transcript has a single exon. Bases 354 to 1565 code for a protein of 403 amino acids. The record is from RefSeq and is a predicted model, not a curated record.